Adineta ricciae is the source of this 654-nucleotide messenger RNA. The record is from the annotation of a GenBank genome assembly. NCBI's taxonomy places the organism in Eukaryota, Metazoa, Rotifera, Eurotatoria, Adinetida, Adinetidae.
AUGACAUCAACGUUGAUCUCGUCGAAAGCGAACUCAGGUAAAGCCUCCAACAGUACCACAGCCGGCAAUGCAAAUUCGAAUGAUACGGCAAUAACGGAAGAAGAAUUACUAGAGAAGGACUCGCCGCUUACUAUCGACGAUGUUCUUCGAUUGAGAAAAGCGACCAAUAACUAUCUAACGGAAACAGAUGAGAAUGUAUAUAAAAUCGAUUUCGUCCGUUUUCGAAUUCGUGAUAUGAAGACCAAUGCAGUUCUUUUUGAAGUCGAACGAGCUCAUGAUGAUGAUGAUGACAUUGAAUUAACUGCUGGCCGAUUUGUUCAAUAUCAUUUUCCGCCGUCAUUCCUCAAAUUGAAACAAGUGGGCGCGUUAGUGGAUUUCACUGUUGGCGAUCGUGAAGUGAAAUCGUUUCGUAUGAUUGAACGGCAUUAUUUCCGUGAUCAGUUAAUCAAAUCGUUUGAUUUUGAUUUCGGCUUUUGUCCGCCGAACACUCGUAAUUCCAUUGAGCAUAUUUAUGAAAUGCCUGAAUUCAAUUCCAAACAAAUUAAAGAAAUGAUUGAACAUCCGAAUGAAACCAAGUCAGACAGUUUUUAUUUCGUCGACAAUCAAUUAAUCAUGCACAAGAAAGCGGCUUAUGCGUUCGAUCGUGAUCAAUAG